This is a messenger RNA of Octodon degus (degu), 2552 nucleotides long. It is a transcript of the gene Dlst, whose product is annotated as dihydrolipoamide S-succinyltransferase. The coding region runs from base 65 to 1384 and encodes 439 amino acids. Gene Ontology annotation, cellular component: oxoglutarate dehydrogenase complex. Gene Ontology annotation, biological process: tricarboxylic acid cycle. The transcript has 15 exons. Gene Ontology annotation, molecular function: dihydrolipoyllysine-residue succinyltransferase activity. The record is from RefSeq and is a predicted model, not a curated record. NCBI's taxonomy places the organism in Eukaryota, Metazoa, Chordata, Mammalia, Rodentia, Octodontidae.
UGGCUUCCGGUUGCGGGGCCGCCACAUCCGGUGUCCGCCCGCCCUCGGCUCCGCCGCCUCCGAGAUGCUGUCCCGGACUCGCUGCGUGUCCCGGGCGUUCAGCCGCUCGCUCGCCGCCUUCCAGAAGGGGAACUGCCCUCUGGGGAGACGUUCCCUGCCUGGGGUCUCCUUAUGUCAGGGACCAAGUUACCCUGACAGCAGGAAGAUUGUCAUUGACAGUAGUAGCAUCUUCAGUGUUCGAUGCUUUAGAACUACAGCUGUGUGCAAGGAUGAUGUGAUUACAGUCAGUACCCCAGCAUUUGCGGAAUCUGUCACAGAGGGAGACGUCAGGUGGGAGAAAGCUGUUGGGGACACAGUUGCAGAAGAUGAAGUGGUUUGUGAAAUUGAAACAGAUAAGUUGUUCCAAUUGCUUUUCCAUGAAUCAUUUGGAAACGCAUUAGCUGAAUUUGUUUUAAGAUUUCCAACUGCUCCCACUAAGGCCAAGCCAGCUGAAGCUCCUCCUGCAGCCCCAAAAGUAGAGCCUGCAGUGUCAGCAGUUCCCCCUCCCUCUGCUGCCUCCAUACCUACUCAGAUGCCCCCUGUGCCCUCCCCCUCUCAGCCUCCUGCUAGCAAACCAGUCUCUGCAGUUAAACCCACAGCCGCACCUCCCCUAGCUGAUCCAGGAGCUGGCAGGGGUCUGCGUUCAGAACAUCGGGAAAAAAUGAACAGGAUGCGGCAGCGAAUUGCUCAGCGUCUGAAGGAGGCCCAAAAUACGUGUGCCAUGCUGACCACUUUCAAUGAGAUUGACAUGAGUAACAUCCAGGAAAUGAGAGCUCGGCACAAGGACGCUUUCCUAAAAAAACAUAACCUCAAACUGGGCUUCAUGUCUGCGUUUGUGAAGGCCUCGGCCUUUGCCUUGCAGGAGCAGCCGGUUGUAAAUGCAGUGAUUGAUGAUGCAACCAGAGAGAUCGUGUAUCGGGACUACAUUGACAUCAGCGUUGCGGUGGCCACUCCUCGGGGUCUGGUGGUUCCUGUCAUCAGGAAUGUGGAAACUAUGAAUUAUGCAGAUAUUGAACGAACCAUCAGUGAACUGGGAGAAAAGGCCCGAAAGAAUGAACUUGCUAUUGAAGAUAUGGAUGGUGGUACCUUCACUAUUAGCAACGGGGGCGUGUUUGGCUCGCUCUUCGGAACACCCAUCAUCAACCCUCCUCAGUCUGCCAUCCUUGGCAUGCACGCCAUUUUUGACAGGCCAGUGGCUGUGGGUGGCAAGGUGGAGGUGCGGCCUAUGAUGUUCGUGGCACUGACCUACGACCACCGGCUCAUUGAUGGCAGAGAGGCUGUGACUUUCCUCCGAAAAAUCAAGGCAGCAGUAGAGGAUCCCAGAGUCCUCCUCCUGGACAUUUAGGAGGAGGCCACACGCCCUACGAAUCAAUCGUGCAGGAACUGAAAGCCAGACUUCUCCCUGUCCCCCACGGGUCCCAGGCAGGCACCUCCUAUUGGCCGCAGGCAAGGAAGCCAGGGCACUGUGUAACCAGCAUCACAGAUCUUUUGUUAUCGCAGCCAGACUCUCACGCCCUUCUCUUGCCUUCAGAUACCUUCUCGCUUAGGCUUGAGAGAGAACUGUAGCGGAUGCUCAUUAAUAUUCUCGCUUUUCUUUUGUUAGCCCUCCGCAAAGAUGAUUUUGCCUCUCCCCACUACCAUGUACCAUAGUGAAACCACUGGGGACCAUGUGACAGUUUCCAUCUUUCCUGGCUGUGUACAUGCUCACCAGAUGCCACCUGUGUGGAGGUAUUGAAUGCAGGCAAAGAGCUGCUGCUUUGCUUCUUGAAUGGCAGCGUCAUCUCCAGUUGUCACUGACUUCAAGAUGCCUCUUCUACCUCUUCCAGGAAGCACAGGCCAGGGGAAUGCGGGUGGGGGCUAUGCUGGCGGGGGGUGGGGCAGAGUCCCCAUGAAGUCACCACAGUCAGAGAAGGGAGUGGAACCCAGGUCUGGCCACACACUCCCACCAGGAAACCUCACCUUGGUGUACUCACACGCAACCGUGGUCUUGCUGACCCUCACAGGCUGCCGGCAGCCACCCUAGUGCAUCCUUCUGCUGAGAGUGGACGCUGGCACCUAGAUGUUAGCACCUAGGGCAGUAGGACAGCACUUGGGAUGGGAGGCAUCCUCCGGCCAGCUCUGAUCACCUGGACCGAGAUGCCGCUCUCCCUCAUGUUGUGACUUCCCGUGCAGGACACAGGUUGGGAGGGUGGGAUGUGGCGGGCCCUGGCCUGGGGUGUCGGUGCCUGUGGUAAAGUGGGUCCGUGCAGUCAUUGAAAUUCCUUAGAGCAUGGUUAAAUACAAGUGUCUUGUGAAAGCUGCUGGGCUUCAUGGCUUUGUAUGUGCUACGCCAGGCCUGUGGCUGCUGCACCGGCCUGUGCCACUGGGAGCCCAGGCAAGGGCGGGAGGGGAGGGGCCGGUGCUGUGUGCCUGCCGCGUCACUGCUCUGUCCUCACCGUGCAAGGCUGGUAACAGAAAUAUUUAAAGAAACUGACUUUGAGUGAAAAUUAAAGGGCAAAUAUUCUCACACGGGG